Acaromyces ingoldii is the source of this 627-nucleotide messenger RNA. RefSeq names its product Thioesterase/thiol ester dehydrase-isomerase. The coding region runs from base 1 to 627 and encodes 208 amino acids. Gene Ontology annotation, molecular function: fatty acyl-CoA hydrolase activity. The record is from RefSeq and is a predicted model, not a curated record. The transcript has 6 exons. Lineage: Eukaryota; Fungi; Basidiomycota; Exobasidiomycetes; Exobasidiales; Cryptobasidiaceae.
AUGAGAGCAGCGAGGCUGGCACCUCGGCAAUGGCCCAGUGUCAUGAGCACCGUGCGGACAGGGCAGGCUGCGAUGAGUACGUCUGCGCCCGCCAGGAGCAGCAAUGCCCUGGGCCAGCUUGGGGACGAGGAGACGGCGCAGCGCCUCGUUGAUGCCAAGGCAGAAAUGGUGCGGCUGGGCUACCACGCACCGAGUCUGUGGACCCAGGUCAUCUGCUGGGGAGACCACGAUCAGUUCCAGCACGUCAACAACGUCCACUUUGUCAGGUUCAUCGAGUCGGCCAGGAUGCGCUUCGCCGAAAAGAUUGCUCUGGACCUGCCUCCAGAGCGCCAAGCCGAUAUGCUCCGUGGCAAGGGCAUGAGCUUCAUUCUGCAUUCGAUCAACGUCAGAUACAAGAGGCCCGUCGUGUAUCCGGAUACGCUCCUUGUCGGAAGCCGUCCCGUAGUGCCCCUGGGAGACGAUCGCUUUUCGCUCCAGUCGGGCCUCUACUCCGUCGCGCAGGGCGCCAUUGUCGCGACGGGCGAGCAGAUCAAUGUCACAUACGACUACCGGACGCUCAAAAAGGCACCCAUUCCACCUGAUUUCCGCCACGCUCUCGAGAAGGCAGCGGGCGCGCCUUCUGCGUGA